This is a messenger RNA of Striga asiatica, 717 nucleotides long. The record is from the annotation of a GenBank genome assembly. NCBI's taxonomy places the organism in Eukaryota, Viridiplantae, Streptophyta, Magnoliopsida, Lamiales, Orobanchaceae.
AUGGCGCAAGGCUCGUCGGGUAGCAAUAGCGGAAAGUGGACGAUUCAAGAGAACAAGGCCUUCGAGAAGGCCUUAGCCGUGUUCGACAAGGACACGCCCGACCGUUGGGCCAAUGUUGCUCGGGCCAUCGGAGGCCGGAGCCCAGACGAGGUCAAGAAGCAUUACGAGAUUCUUGUCGAGGACAUAAUGUACAUAGAAAGCGGCCGAGUUCCCUUCCCCAAGUACCGCACGACACGUGGCGGUACGGCUUUGAAAGUGAACAUCACGACACUAGGCCCGCUCGUGCUACCAUUCAGCGAGCAGCUCUUAUUCUUCACAACCCUAAUCGCGCGAAAACUAAUCAACCAGAAAAUCAAGCCGUACUUACCGGAUUUCAAGCUAGCUUUCAACCACUUUUGCAUACACGCCGGCGGUCGAGCAGUGAUUGAUGAGUUGGAGAAGAAUCUAAAACUCGAGCCAGUCCACGUGGAGGCCUCGAGAAUGACUCUCCAUAGGUUCGGAAACAUUUCGUCAAGCUCGAUUUGGUACGAGUUGGCGUACAUUGAGGCCAAAAGGAGGGUCAAAAGGGUGGAUAAGGUGUGGCAGAUUGCGUUCGGAAGUGGGUUUAAGUGCAAUAGCGUUGUUUGGAUCGCGCUAAGGGACGUUGAGCUGUCGGCUCAUAACCCGUGGCUCGAUUGCAUGGAAAAGUAUCCCGUGGAGUUAGCUUAUAAUAACUAA